Exserohilum turcica Et28A is the source of this 1692-nucleotide messenger RNA. RefSeq lists its product as uncharacterized. Gene Ontology annotation, cellular component: membrane. Gene Ontology annotation, biological process: transmembrane transport; monoatomic cation transport. The record is from RefSeq and is a predicted model, not a curated record. Gene Ontology annotation, molecular function: monoatomic cation transmembrane transporter activity. The transcript has 2 exons. The coding region runs from base 1 to 1473 and encodes 490 amino acids. NCBI's taxonomy places the organism in Eukaryota, Fungi, Ascomycota, Dothideomycetes, Pleosporales, Pleosporaceae.
AUGUCCGAGCCCGAUCUGCACCAUGCCAUAUCCAUGAAACCGCAUCCCUUCCACACACAUCCACAUCCCGACCGCACAUCGAGCCCACACGUGCAUCAUCAUCAUCACGGCCCUAGCACCAGCAACAACAACAACAACAACAACAACAACAACAACAGCAGCACCAGCGGUGCUAACGUCACCCUCUCUGAUGGCGCCGCCGCCAAUGCAAAAUCUGGGGCCAGCAGCACUGCCAUUCAACGCUCCCCCUCAACCACCACCACCAGCGACCAUCACGCCCGCCACGUUCCUGCUGGCACACGCGCCGCCGACCUAGAAUCGCAGUCUCCGCCCGCCUACACGCCCGACACGGACCCCUACAAGCUGUCGGCAGCCCUUAAGCCCGAAUCAGAGCUCGCCCUCAUCCGCGCAAACACGUCGCGCAAGCGCGAUGGCUGCGGGCCCAUUACCCUCACCAGCAAGGCGCGCACCGCCAAGAAGCUCGAGGAGUUCUACGCCGCCCAAAACGAGAAUAUAGAGCGCCUGCUCAAGCCCGUCGAUGACCAUCGCCGCGCCGCAAAGGAAGAAGACCAUGCCAACCAUCUCAAGUACAAAAUCGCCGUCAUUGGCUCCUUUGUCGCAAACAUCAUGCUCGCCGUGCUGCAGCUCUACGCCGCAAUCGCUUCAAAGUCGCUGUCGCUCUUCACCACCAUGGCCGACUCGCUCUUCGACCCCCUCUCCAACCUCACGCUCAUCAUGUGCAACCGCGCCGUAGCCCGCGUCGACGCACGCAAGUUUCCCUCGGGCAAAGCGCGCAUCGAGACGGCGGGAAACCUGUGUUUCUGCGCCCUCAUGAUCACCGUGUCGGUCGUCAUCAUUGUCGAAUCCAUCCGCACCGUAGCCGAGCACUCGGGGCCCGAUAAGAACGACUUCUUCCUGCCGUCCGUCAUCGCGGUGAGCGUCGCCUUUGCCACCAAAUUCAGCCUGUUCCUGUACUGCUGGGCGCUGCGCAACAAGUACAGCCAAGUCCGCAUUCUGUGGGAAGACCACCGCAACGACCUCUUCAUCAACGGCUUCGGUGUCCUGACCAGCGUCGGCGGCUCAAAACUGCGCUGGUGGAUCGACCCCAUGGGCGCUCUCAUCCUCUCCGUCCUCAUCAUCUUCCUCUGGAGCAGAACCGCCUACUCCGAGUUUCAGCUCCUCAUUGGCGUUACCGCUGAUACCAAUUUCCUCCAGCACAUUACCUAUAUUUCAAUGACGCACUCCCCACACAUACUCCAAAUCGACACCGUCCGCGCAUACCACAGCGGGCCCCGCCUCAUCGUCGAAGUAGACAUCGUCAUGCACCCAGAUGCCUCGCUCCGCGCUACCCACGACGUAGCCGAGGAACUGCAGAUCAAGCUUGAGAGCCUGCCAGAUGUCGAGCGCGCCUAUGUCCAUGUCGAUUACGAGACGGAUCAUCGGCCUGAGCACUUUUUGAAAAAGGAGCUGUAAAAAUGGUCGAUGUUGUGUGUGAACUCAUCUGAGUUGAGUUGAGUUGAGUUGAGAUGAGUUGAGUUGAGUUUGGGUGAGGUGAGGUGAGGUGAGGUGAGGUGAAGAGAAUAAACGGCCGUGGCGAGUCGUGGGUACACGGGCGGACCGAGAGAAUCCGCCAUCUUCUUUUUCUUCGUCUUCUUCUCCUGUAUAUAUUUCAGUCAAGCUUUAGGCUUGUUU